GCGACAGAGCCGCCAGGACUGCCAGCCUGAUCAACAGCAGCCAUCUCACCAUCAGCCCAAGAAUUACGCCUUUUGCCUCUCCCUCACUUGGGCAUCACUGGCGAGGAGCCUGGCCUGGGGAGUGAGUGGUUCUCAGCGGUGGUGCCACCAACCAACGGGCCCAGUUGAAGCGCAGGACUUGCCCUCCCCUGACCGACCCAGACUGACCAGAUGGGCAGAUUUGGUUGUCACUCGACGGGUCAACCGCACUCUACGCUACCUAGGUACCUACCUACUUAGGUACCUGGGUAGCAGUAGGUUAGUGAGAGGGAGAGGGAGAGGGAGAGGGAGAGAGAGCUAGGCGAAGCUCGCGCCAAUGUCCCCCCGCCCCCGCCGUUCCAAUCCAUCCCGCUUGGUCGCUUGUCAUGUCUUGGUCGGUCCCCUUUAUCCCUCGAACCUGCGGCUGCUGGUCUAUUUGAGCAGCGGCUGCCCCGAUCCCGCUGCCCGUCCUUUCCGUGCUUGCAAACGUUGACACACAUAUCUCUGCUCCCGGCCCUCCUUGCUGCUCCCGCCUCCUCGUCCGCUCAAGACACCCCUCCACAGAAAAAACAAGCACACAUACAUAAGCACGUACAUACACAUACACGCUCAUCAUGGCUGAUCAGCGCCCUGCUCCCCUGCGUCUGGGCACCGUCGCCCCCAACUUCAAGGCCGAUUCCACCAAGGGACCAAUCGACCUUCACGAGUAUGUCGGUGACAACUGGGUCGUCUUCUUCUCCCACCCUGAGGACUAUACCCCGGUCUGUACUACCGAGCUUGGCGAGAUGGCCCGUCUCGAGCCCGAGUUCAAGAGGCGCGGCGUCAAGUUGCUGGGCCUGAGCGCCAAUACUGUCGACUCGCACGAGGGCUGGGCUGCCGACAUCAAGGAGAUCAGUGGCAAUACCCUCAACUUCCCCAUCGUGGCUGACAAGGAGAGAAAGGUUGCCUACCUUUAUGACAUGCUUGACUACCAGGAUACUACCAAUGUCGAUGAGAAGGGUAUUGCCUUCACAAUCCGCUCCGUCUUCUUUAUCGACCCUAAGAAGACCAUUCGUACCAUCCUGUCCUACCCCGCCUCCACCGGUCGCAACAGCGCCGAGAUCCUGCGCGUCAUCGACUCGCUGCAGACUGGCGAUAAAAACAAGAUCACCACUCCAGUCAACUGGGUACCCGGCGACGACGUCAUUGUCCACCCCUCUGUCAAGAACGAGCAGGCUAAGGAGCUGUUCCCCGACUUCCGCAUCGUUAAGCCUUACCUGCGUUUCACCCCGUUGGCCAAGGAGAAGGCCACCGCCGGCAUAUAGGUGCGGAGACAAGGCCGAUGCAUGGCGCGGUCCACGAGGGCUCGCGUCUCCGUGGCCGGGACGUGGCUGGAGACAGUGGACAAGCUUCACCGUGGUUGUGGGCACUGCUUCAGGUGGCAUGUUUGGGUGAGCUCCGGACGGAAUAUCGCCUGCCGGAGCCCGACCUUUGAGUUGUGACUCCGAAAUGCGUGCCGCACACUUGCAAGAAGUAGUGGUAGUUGAAAGUGCCAAAUUUGAAAACCACAAAAUGGGAACAAGCCAGGCUACAGACAGUAGUCUUUCCAUGGCGCAAUGGAGUGACACAAUACAGUGCUGAACGAAACUUCGACGUUCCUGACCCCAAGAUUUAACGGCUUGAAAGUUGACUGGGCGGCCUUCAUGUGGGAACUUAGGUUGCGGCUUGCCAUUGCAUCCCAUCGCACGAAGGGACAUUUGCUGUAUGUGUGUCCGGGUACUUCAGCGCGUUUCGUUUGAGUAUGCUUUGACGCUGCUGGUAAGUCCAGUCCGACACCACAAGGCUUAACGGUGUGGUCUCUGGGCAAUGAAGAAGUGCACAGAAGUGGACGGCGACGGGCUUGGUCGUCGGACACGUGGAUGAAGCGGGACCAGUUGCGGCGCCUGUUAGUCGUGGCCCAGGCCCGUGGCUCCCUCAUCUUUGAACCCGGCAAUAAUGAUGGUCGUGGGCCAGAACACGGUUUCACGGGAUUGGCCUACUGGCCUACGAAGUCUUGGUAGUGGUUGGAAAUCCGGGAAUUUGGGAAUCUGUGAAUCUGGGAGAGUGGGAGGAGGGGGAACUUGAGUGAGGCCGGCAUUGGACCGGCAGAGCAAUGCCAUGGAAGGCUCGGCGUCUUGGAUUGGUAUUCCAGGCAGAGUGUAAAACAAGAUGAAUGCCUCUCUCUCUAACUGACGCCGCACUGGACUGUAGCUAGGGAAGCAUUGUUUGACCUCGAAGACAAGGCACCAAAAAGGAUUCCCAUCAUCAGCCAGGCACAG
Messenger RNA from Diaporthe batatas, 2315 nucleotides. RefSeq lists its product as uncharacterized. The transcript has 3 exons. The coding region runs from base 633 to 1322 and encodes 229 amino acids. Gene Ontology annotation, molecular function: peroxiredoxin activity. The record is from RefSeq and is a predicted model, not a curated record. Gene Ontology annotation, biological process: cellular response to oxidative stress; cellular oxidant detoxification; cell redox homeostasis. Lineage: Eukaryota; Fungi; Ascomycota; Sordariomycetes; Diaporthales; Diaporthaceae. Gene Ontology annotation, cellular component: cytosol; mitochondrion.